Anopheles stephensi (Asian malaria mosquito) is the source of this 2938-nucleotide messenger RNA. RefSeq names its product N-acetylglucosamine-1-phosphotransferase subunits alpha/beta (gene Gnptab). The record is from RefSeq and is a predicted model, not a curated record. Gene Ontology annotation, cellular component: Golgi apparatus. The transcript is spliced from 4 exons. Lineage: Eukaryota; Metazoa; Arthropoda; Insecta; Diptera; Culicidae. The coding region runs from base 325 to 2490 and encodes 721 amino acids. Gene Ontology annotation, biological process: N-glycan processing to lysosome; carbohydrate phosphorylation. Gene Ontology annotation, molecular function: UDP-N-acetylglucosamine-lysosomal-enzyme N-acetylglucosaminephosphotransferase activity.
UCGCACAUACAAAGUUUUUACAGUGAUAACAGGACACUUGCCGGCAGACCGUUUGUGCUGAUUUAACAAAUGAAGUCAGCAGAAAACAGCAAAAAAAACUCCAUGACAGCUGUUUGUUGUGAUGUUUACCUUUAUUGUUAUUCCUAGCGGAUGUACCGUUUGGUAGAUUGUUAGUAGCUCUCGCGGCUAAAAAAGUUUACAUUUUAGCUCUCUCCAUAAACAAAAAGUGAUCCCUGUUAGAAAACGGUGUCGAAGUUUUUUUUCCGACACCAUGAACCACAGUGACCGUGCCGUGCAGCAUCGAGCCCGUAACAUCCACCCCGAAUGGAGUGCCGAAGAGUAUCACGUGGAAUGAAACGAUUGACCCGGUGGUGGUCCUGCGCUUCCGGUCUAAAGAGCGGCAAGUUCCGGUCCAGGUGCUGUUGUGCAGUUACCGCUCUAGCUCUCUUAGCUUUAUGCUAUAUUAUUUUUAGUCUACUCGUAUCGCAUACGUCCAAAACAGCUUGCCAAAACAGCUAUGAAGUUAUAGAUGUAGUAUAUACAUGGGUGAAUGGAAGUGAUCCUCAGUUUUUGGACGAGCUCGCCCGCUAUUCUUCGACUCGAGACAAUGCUCGGUAUGAUGAUAAACAUGAGCUCCGAUACUCGCUGCGAUCGCUGGAGAAAUAUGCGCCAUGGAUAAGGAAUGUGUACAUAGUAACGAAUGGACAGGUGCCGUGCUGGCUGAAUCUGGAAAACCCACGUGUCCAAAUCGUACCGCAUGCCGACAUUGCGGAUGAGGACACAGCGCUACCCACAUUUUCCAGUGCCAGCAUCGAAACGUUUAUACACCGCAUACCGGGAUUAUCGCAGCGGUUCCUUUAUCUGAACGAUGACAUCUUUCUCGGGGCACCGCUACAUCCAGACGAUUUGCAAACGCUCGCCGAAGGCGUAAAGGUGUUCACUGCCUGGAUUGUUCCGGACUGUGCACCAGACUGUCCGUGGAUGUUCGUGGGUGAUGGAUCCUGCGAUCACGAUUGCUUUGUUGAGGACUGCCAGUUUGACGGUGGCGACUGUGAUCAUCCCGACUACAGGGCGGAACGUGAGCGGCUUCAUCCGUUGCACGACUACGAAGACGUUUCCGCGCCAGUAGAUGCGGUAGAACCGGUCGAAGAGGAGGGAGAGCAGAUGUUUAUCGAUGUUCCAAAAAUGUUUCCCCGCGUUUCGCCCGGCAGUGUACGAGCGUCGGAAAAUAUUCGUGAUAUUUAUGAUUUUUUUCGCAUGAAAAGUAGCAACGGUAACUCUUCGACGCGACAGCUCGUCGAGCGGUUCAACAAAGAAAAGAUGAAAUUAAAGAAACGACAAGCGAAGCACCGUAGUCUUCUGGGUCGUGGUCACCAGCGAACUGCAGAAAGGCAAGGUCAGGCGGAGCAAAACCGUACGAUCGGCAACAAUGCACAGGAAGGGCGUCUGCCGUCGAUGGGUGGGAAUUCCGCCGUUAAUGAUAUCUUCGCCAACUCGCUGAUCCAUACGAACCGUGUGUUGAAUCGGGUCUAUGGCUUCCACAAUCGCAAAGUGCUGGCCCACGUAGGCUUUCUUCUGGACGUGCAAAUAAUCGAACGAAUGCUGGAGCGCUUUCGAGACGAGUUUCUCGUCACCAAACGGCAUCGAUUUCGGGCGAAAGACGAUAUGCAGUAUGCAUUUAGCUAUUAUCAUUUCUUGAUGAGCGAAUCUCGAAACAAAACGGUUGGCGAGAUAUUUGAUGACUUCGACACCGAUGCCUCCGGCACAUGGUCGGAUCGGGAAAUUCGAACUCUCCUGACGAAGGUGUACAAUCUUCCGCUGGAUUGGUCGGCCGUUCGGUACUUCGAGGAGGUUGUCACCAACUGUUCCCUUCAGCAAAACAAUUUUCUUCCACUGGAACAUCAGCAGGAACAGCGGAAGGUAUAUCCCACACUGGUGUACGAGCGGUACGAGGAUUCAACAAUUCCGACAGUAACAAAACCGAUGGUGGUGGGUUGUACCGAGCUUGCCGAUAUGAUGAAAGCCAAUUUCGGCAAGGUAUCCCGCUAUCGGUAUCACGUGAGCGCCAAAACUGGCAUCUACAGCAAUUUCAAGAUGCUCACCUCCAACAUCACGCAGGUCGUCGACGCGCUCGACGAGCUACGCAAAACACCAAAGAAGUUCAACUGCAUAAACGAUAACCUAAGCGAUGAUCGGCCCGAGGACAACCAGUUGAUCACAGCCCUGCUAGAGGACUUCUAUCUUAGUCUUUUCCCGGCUCGCAGUAACUUCGAGCUGGAGAGCACGUACCGGAACCGAUUCCAACGCUACGACGACUAUCGCUCUUGGCUGUGGCGGAAAACGUUCUUCCGGAACACGGUUUAUCUCGUCUGUGGGACUGUGUUUCUUGUCUGUGUCCGUUUGCUGUGCUGCCGUCACAAGGGAAAGUUUGCACGCACCCUGCUACUGUUAGGGGCGGCUCGGUCAGCAGAUUAUACCAACCUUUCCUAAUAAAACAGCGGCAAGUGUUUCCGGUGGAUAGUGCUCAAUGCUCACAAUUCGGGUAACAAAUACGGCCAAAACGUAAUACUUAUAUUUGUGGUUCAAACAGGAACAAUUAAACACAACACAAACCACACGCACACACAAGUAAAUGCUCGUUCUUCGCGAUAUCCUUCUUGUUGCUCAAGACCGAUGCGAACCGUUCGAUACGUUCGACAUACUAGAAGAAACGGUAUAGGUCGGACCGGUGUAGCGUCGGUUUAGCUUCCGGUAGGCAAAUAUUCCGAUGAUGCCGAGCACUAUUGUGGCUGCAAUACUGAUCCCUAUGAUCGCACCGACACUCAUAGCUAUGCGCAUGAAAAGGAUUAGAAAAAAAAGUUAACCAUUUUGUGAGCAACCUACUCGCGGUGGGAGAGAAUGCAUGAGGGUUACACAUUCAGCAGAAUACUGAACUCGA